AUGUUGGACCAUCGAUUACAGGGUCAGCACGGGCAGGAGUUCGUGAACGGCAUCAUCAGCGGGUUGGCCGCCAUGGGGAUCCGGGAGUCGGGUGGAUGGGAGACGGCGUUGGCAUUUACCCCCAAGUUGUCCGCCAUGAUCAAGAUUGCCCGCAUGUUAGUCGCGCAACAGGCAUGGGAGGAAAGCGAGGCCCAUGCCGGAUUGUCCGAUUGUUUCGUGGCAUUACGCGGGAUGAUGUUGCGAUUUAUGACCACCAUGGAACCCACCCCGAUGAAGUGGAUGUUGGAUUCCCGCACAUACGGCAUGAAAAUCCGGUACGGCACCACGGCGGAUGGGUUGAUUGAAUGGCACGGAGACCGCAUCACAUACCAGCAUCAUCGGUUUACCAUGGAUCAAUUGCGGGAGACGGUGCAUGGCAUUAUCAACCGGGCAUGGGACCAUUUGACGCAGGACGUAUUGUUGUUUCCCACCGACCAUCGAUUGCCAACCAUCGCAUGGGGAGACCAUGGAGACCAUGCCGUCGAGGAUCAACCCGGGUGGUAUUUUGCCCAGGAUCCCCGCAAUGCAUGGGACGUGGAUGACACAUGGUGGUUACACGACCGCAUAUGGCAGGAACCCGGAUUCCGACGCGCAUUCAUCCACGCCGAGCGUCCAUCCGGCACAUCCGCCACCCACGCAUGGCGCCCCCGUCGAGUGCAGCAGUGGAUGCGAGCCGUGGGACGGAUGAAGGAGUAUUUAUUGGUGUUGAUGCAUUUGACCAGCGGUGCCCCCGCACGAGGGCCCGAAGCCAUGUCCAUCCGGUACCAGAACACCCCGUUUGGCGGAUUACGCAACCAGUUGAUCGAGCACGGGUUGGUGUCAUUCAUGACCACGUAUCACAAAGGAUACCACAUCCAGGGUCGACCCAAGAUCAUCCAUCGAUACGUGCCCCGGGCCGUGGGCGAGUUGUUUAUAUAUUUCCAACGGUUGGCCAUGCCAUUCCAACGCCACGUCGAAACCAUGGUGUACGGACAACCCGAACGGAGUGGGUUUAUAUGGCCGCCCCAGGAGGUGGAUGGCACCACAUGGACGUCCGAACGGAUGAAACGGGCCAUGCAACGAGAAACCGAGAUUGGCAUGGGGGUCCCAUUGACCAUCAGCGCAUGCCGGCAGAUCAUGAUCGCCAUUGCCCGGCGAUAUUUGGGUCCCACGACCGGGUUUGAGAGCGAUUCGAUGGAGGAAGAACAGGAGAUGGAUGAGGACGAGGAUGGGUGUUGGUGGACGGCCGACGAUGCGGUGAUUGAUAUCCAAGCCGGACAUGGAAGCCACGUGGCCGGGAUGAUAUACGCACGCGGCGUGGAGGAAGCCCCCGGGACCAUGGCGGCCAUGAAGGCCCAGUUUCGACAGGCCAGUGAGCGAUGGCAUCGGUUUUUGGGAUUUCCCCCGUCCAUCGUGCCGGCAUGA
Talaromyces marneffei is the source of this 1443-nucleotide messenger RNA. RefSeq lists its product as uncharacterized. The record is from RefSeq and is a predicted model, not a curated record. Lineage: Eukaryota; Fungi; Ascomycota; Eurotiomycetes; Eurotiales; Trichocomaceae. Bases 1 to 1443 code for a protein of 480 amino acids. The transcript has a single exon.